Molecule: messenger RNA, 2938 nt
Organism: Fusarium odoratissimum NRRL 54006
Lineage: Eukaryota; Fungi; Ascomycota; Sordariomycetes; Hypocreales; Nectriaceae
Exons: 2
Coding region: 25-588 (187 amino acids)
Source: RefSeq, a predicted model, not a curated record
AGCAACAUUACACCACAUUUGACCAUGACUCUUUCUGAUAAGCAUGAAAGCAACUCGGAUUCUUCCAUUUCCCUCUCGUCGUCCAUACUUCUGGAAGACCGCAGUUCUUCCAUCUUCGACUUUUACGGCCAAGUCAUGGACAUGGAUGAUUAUCAACACCCUUCUCCUCCCACCAUAGAUAUGUCUACAUCCAUGGUUCUCGAGCGCACCACGGCAAUCAGAUCAUCCCCUUCCGAAGCCGACGACUUCUCGAUGAGUGGCUGGACCAUUGUUGGCACAUCAUCCGCCGCCUCCGAAACCACAUGCCACGCUCCGGCGUCCGUGUCCGCCUCCGUCGUCGAUCUCACGGCGUCCGAGCUGCUCCGCCUGGAACUCCAGGAUACCCGGCCUUCAGGCUCGCUUGCCAGUCCCGGCUCGCACGUGGUGCGCGACCGUGCUUCUGAAAUGUCCGUCGGUAGCGAUAGCCUAUUCAGCUACAGCUACACCUCUGUCCAAGAUGAUCAAGGACUCUGUGGAAUCGGAGCGUGGGCCGAUAUUACGACAAGUUCUUUCGUCGCCAAGAAGAGGCGAAUCACUCCACGACAAUGAUAAUUCUAGCAGAAAAAUAUUUUCAUUUUUGAGUUUCAAACCAAGGAAUGUCUUGGGGCAUGGAUUCCUUGUCUGUUUCCGGCCGGCAGUUUGUCUAUCACCUUUGGGCUGCCACGCGCCGAACGGUUCCGCGUUUCAUAUACAGUAUCUACAGUAUCUUUUGAUUUUGCUUUUCAUCUGAACUCAUGUACGAUGAUGCAUUCAUUGUCUAUGCUCUUACGAAAUUCUCCACUCGUGCUUUUGUUGUAUCUGUUACUUUGUUCUGCAAAAAAACCUCAGCAGUAGCUAUGUUUCGAAAUGGAUUCAAUGAAGAAAGACAGGGCCGCCACAGCCACAAACAACAGGAAUGCUCACUGACGCAACGGGCAUGCAAUCAGAUCAUCUAAGUCAGACUAGAUCGGUUACAUCGAAAAGAAUUCAUUACAUUUGAACUGGAAACCUGGUCAUGAUCUCCACGGUUAAAUUGUGAGAUGUAACACAAGCCCUCCACAACUUGCAAGCACACGAUCGUCAUUGAGCAAUUCGAGCCAUGUGAUGUUUGCUGCAUAGAGUACCUAUGACACACCGCAUGAAUGAAGGCUUACAGUACUCCGCACCCCGUCUCACGCAGCUUCCGAGUUCUUGAAAGACCCUGUACAUGUCAUUUAAUUACCGGUGUGCGACGAAUUUUGGGCAAAUACUGGGAAGUGUUGUGUACUGUGGAUGAUGAUCCGUUGUGUAAUAAGGAUGCACAUAAUACCCACUAUGGGGAACCUUCUUGUAUCAAGAUAACGAAGCAUAUCUCGGCAUCAGACGGAAGGUCAGAUUGGAACCAUAAAAGUGCGGCAAUUCUUUGAUGCUGUCCAGGCUGUCUCAUUGAAGACGCAUCACAGAGAGGCGCAGAUUGUAAAAUGUCCACUGAUAUCAUGCGCCGUUAUAGCAGGGUGCCCCUGGUAAUGUUGCAUACCCGUCGGUCCAGGGAUCGAUUUGGCAUUCGUCCCGUUGAAUUGUUACUUUGAAACAGCAAUUGGGCCGCAGAAAGGGAUGGCAGAUCAGACCGGGAACCUGCAUGUAAGGAUGUUGGAGGUGUGGAGAGAGUAACCCAACACAAGACGAAAGGGAAAUUCGGACGACGGAACUCGGAAUCAGAGCGAAGACAUGCUGCAAACGUUGUUUAUUCUCCACACAGGAAGCUUAAACCAGAGAACAGAGGCUUCUUGGACGGUGACAGGUGAGUUGAAUACACAUCCAAUGAAAUACUGUUUUUGCUUCUAGUCCGACAACCAAUGUCAUGAGAUGCACCAUGGCCUACAAAUUUCAAGUAUGCGACAUACAUCACAAGAUCAAACAAUUGUUUAAAGACAGACUAACAUUGAGUCUAAUUGAUUUCUAAAUACCAGGCUCUCUUCCUCCCAGACAAGCCAAAGCAGGGUUCAUCGGUGGAUAUAGCCGGCCGCGACGCCUCAUGGGGUAACCGGAAAAGAAUAAAACAAAGGCCAUCAUUAAAGUAGAAUUAUACACCCGAAACUGGAGUCUCAUCAAACCGCUCUUUCUUCAUGCCAUGUAUGCGCAUAAAACAUUAUGUCCAUAACUUAGUUGAGGUAAACCAUGGCCAUAACAGCACCGGCAAUAAGAGCCAGCGAGGAUGUCAUGCGAGCAGCACCGCUCUCAGGGACACUGGGGACACUGGUCUCGCCGCCGGCACUGCCAGUCUUGGAAGGAGUGGGGUGAGCAGCAGUGGGAGUGGUGGCGUUCUUGGAAGGAGCAUGAGUAGGAAUGAUGGGCUUAGCAACAGUGGUGGUCUCCUCAGCAGACUUGGUGACGCUGGCGAGGGUGGUGGCCUCCUUGGUGGAAACGACGGCAGUGGUCUCAGCGGUAGCGGUGGCAGACUUGGUGACAGAGGGAGCGGCGUAUGAUCCCUUGUAGGGGAACUGAGCGCUGUAGUUGACCUCACCAGCCUUGUCGGUGAUCUUGAAGUUGUAGGUGUCGGAGGGAAGCUCAGAGGGGGUGAAAGUGAAAGAGUCACCAGUAGCGGAGCCUAUCGUGGGUCAGCAAGAUAUUCAAUAGUCAAUAAUGGUAAGACAUACUGGUCAGGGUCUUGUAGUCAGAGAGAUCAUCGGAGGGGCCGUUCUGGAGGACAAUGGUGCAGCCAUCGUCACAGCCAGAGUAGCGGAUGGUGUAAGGCUUGCCCUCGGUGAGAUCAAACUCGGUGUUGAGGAAAGCAGGCUUAGCCAGGGCCACGGAGGCGAGGGCAGCAAUGGUAGCGAGAGUGUACUUCAUAUUGAAGGUUGGUGAGGUUUGGUUUGUGGUUGAAAGAAUGACUGAGUAUUACUAUCGGCCGGGUUAGUUAUUAUUUCAGAAAUACUGAAAC